CUCCACGCACCCCACUCCGACCCACAAGCCACAACCCUCUUCUCUCUAUUUUCAUCUUUCCCUUUCGUGUAUUUAAAAUUCCAAUAGCAAAGUGGCAAGAGCUGGAAGUUUCUCUACUAUUCUUUACCACCUUGAUCAUUCUGUUUACUUGACGCCUAAAAUCAUAGCAUCAUUCUCAAAGUUGUUGCUUAUAAUCAAAUAUCGUACACAAACUAUUUUAUAGUAAUGGCUAUGGAAACUGUAGAAGCAACAACUCCAGAACUUUCUCUUGCUGACACUGACAUCAACUGGGAUCGGUUGGAUAAGACAAGGUUCCAUGUAAUUGGGGCUAUUUUAUUCACUGUUCAGUCUGCUUUAAUACAUCCAACAGCAGUCGUGAAGACGAGGAUGCAAGUAGCUGGUUCUGGGCUUUCUCAAAUGACUGGAUUAUCAGUUUUCAGUCGCAUUGUCAGGACUGAUGGCAUUCCUGGUAUUUUUAGAGGCUUUGGCACAUCUGCCAUUGGAUCAUUGCCUGGUCGAGUCCUGGCUUUGACUUCACUUGAAGUGUCAAAGGAUAUGACGCUCAAAUAUACGGAAAACAUGAAUAUGCCGGAGGCAACUCGUGUCGGCAUUGCAAAUGGUGUUGCAGGAAUGAUCUCCAAUUUAGUUUCCUGCUUAUACUUUGUGCCUUUGGACGUGAUCUGCCAAAGGUUAAUGGUUCAAGGGCUUCCAGGGAGUACGCCUUGCAGUGGCCCAUUUGAUGUUGUACGCAAAGUACUAGCAGCUGAGGGGUUCCGUGGCAUGUAUAGAGGUUUUGGAUUAACAGCCAUUACCCAAUCCCCUGCUUCAGCACUUUGGUGGGGUGCCUAUGGUGCUGCCCAACACAUCAUUUGGAGGAGCGUGGGCUACAAAGAUGAUUCAGAAAAGAAACCAUCUCAUGUAGAAAUGAUCACUGUUCAAGCUACAGCAGGAAUGACUGCUGGUGCUUGUUCUUCAAUUAUUACUACUCCCAUAGAUACCGUAAAGACGAGAUUACAGGUUAUUGAUGAUUAUGGUGUUGGAAGACCUUCUGUAAUGAAGACUGCAAAGACACUUCUUAAAGAAGAUGGAUGGAGAGGCUUCUACAGAGGAUUUGGACCCCGGUUUCUAAAUAUGUCACUCUAUGGGACUACAAUGAUUGUUACUUAUGAAUUGAUAAAGAGAUUGUCUGUGAAGCAAGCUUGAUGAGCAAGGAGGCUGUAACUCUACAAUUUUGUGAAUCAGAGGCAACGCGUGCAAAUCAAUCAUCACUAUACUUCUGUGGAGUAGAGCCGUAGAUGAGAUAGAAGGUGCUGCCCAUAACUAGAACAUAAUGGGUUUGGAGAAUUAUUUUUUCAUUUUCUAUUUUAAAAUUAAUUCCCUUCUCAGUUGAUUAGAUGAGAAUGUGUUUUGUCCUAGAGUUCAAUAUGACCUUAUGCUAAUAGGCUGCCAUUGAGUUUAACACCAAAGUGCAUAUAGUGUUCCAUUCUGAAUUCGAGC
This is a messenger RNA of Olea europaea var. sylvestris, 1497 nucleotides long. Its product is annotated as solute carrier family 25 member 44-like. The coding region runs from base 226 to 1203 and encodes 325 amino acids. The record is from RefSeq and is a predicted model, not a curated record. The transcript is spliced from 6 exons. NCBI's taxonomy places the organism in Eukaryota, Viridiplantae, Streptophyta, Magnoliopsida, Lamiales, Oleaceae. Gene Ontology annotation, biological process: transmembrane transport.